This is a messenger RNA of Parus major (Great Tit), 1495 nucleotides long. RefSeq names its product HLA class II histocompatibility antigen, DR alpha chain. Lineage: Eukaryota; Metazoa; Chordata; Aves; Passeriformes; Paridae. Gene Ontology annotation, cellular component: membrane; MHC class II protein complex. Gene Ontology annotation, molecular function: MHC class II protein complex binding. The transcript is spliced from 4 exons. The record is from RefSeq and is a predicted model, not a curated record. Bases 83 to 844 code for a protein of 253 amino acids. Gene Ontology annotation, biological process: positive regulation of T cell activation; immune response; peptide antigen assembly with MHC class II protein complex.
CCACUGCCGGUCCCCCCAUUUCGCCGCCGCUUUUGUGGGAGCAGCAGCGACCGUUCCCGAUUUCCCGGGAAUUCCUGGAGCCAUGGAUGGAUCCUCGAGCCUCCCCCGCCUGCUGCUGCUGCUUCUGACCCUGCCCGGAAUUUGGGGGGUCGAAGUGCGCCACACCAUCACCCAGAUGGAAUUCUACCAAAAAACCCUGGAUUCCGGGAUCGACAGCUUCGAGUUCAUGUUCGACUUCGACGGCGACGAGAUUUUCCACGUGGAAAACGAGGAAACCGUUUGGAGGCUCCCGGAAUUCCAGAACUUCACCAGUUUCGAGGCUCAGGGAGCGCUCCAGAACAUCGCCAUCGACAAACAGAAUCUGGAAAAUUCCAUGGCCGCUUCCAACAAUUCCCGGAUUCCCAGUGUUCCUCCAGAAGUGGCGCUCUUCCCCAAACACGCCGUGGAACUGGGCGAGCCCAACGUCCUCAUCUGCUGCGUCUCCAAGUUCUGGCCGCCGGUGCUGCGGCUCCGUUGGCUCCGGAACGGGAUCCCGGAAUUCCAAGGGGUGUUUGAAACGUCCUUUUAUCCGGAUCGGGAUAACACCUUCCGGAAAUUCUCCUACCUGCCCUUCAUCCCCCAGCCCGGGGAUUAUUACGACUGCCAGGUGGAGCACGAGGGGUUGGCCGAGGCCAGCGUGGCGCACUGGGAGCCCCAGAUCCCGGCGCCGGCGUCCGAGGCCACGGAGACGGCGAUCUGCGCCCUGGGCUUGGCCGUCGGCAUCGUCGGCAUCGCCGCCGGCACCGUCCUCAUCAUCCGCGGGAUGAAGCUCGGCCGCGCCCGCGUCGAGCGCGGAAUGCUCUGAGUUCCCGGGAAACGGCCCCGGAUCCUGCUCUGAAUUCCCGGGAAACGCCCCCAGAUCCUGCCCUGAAUUCCCGGGAAACGGCCCCGGAUCCUGCUCUGAAUUCCCGGGAAACGCUCCCAGGUCCUGCCCUGAAUUCCCGGGAAACGCUCCCAGAUCCUGCCCUGAAUUCCUGGAAUUGUUCCCAGAUCCUGCCCUGAAUUCCUGGAAUUGUUCCCAGAUCCUGCCCUGAAUUCCUGGAAUUGCUCCCAGAUCCUGCCCUGAAUUCCCAGAAUUGUUCCCAGAUCCUGCCCCAAAUCCCAGGAAUCGCCCCCAGAUCCUGCUCUGAAUUCCCGGGAAACGGCCCCGGAUCCUGCCCUGAAUUCCUGGAAUUGCUCCCAGAUCCUGGAAUUGUUCCCAAUCCUGGAAUUGCUCCCAGAUCCUGCCCUGAAUUCCUGGAAUUGCUCCCAAAUCCCAGGAAUCGCCCCCAGAUCCUGCCCUGAAUUCCUGGAAUCGUUCCCAGAUCCUGCCCCAAAUCCUGGGAAUUCCCCCCAAAUUCCAGGACUUGUUUCCAGAUCCUGUCCCCAAAUCCAGCCUCAAAUCCAACCCCAAAUCCAGCCCCAAAUCCUGGGAAUUGCCCCCAAAUCCAACCCCAAAUCCUGGGAAUUCCCCCCA